Molecule: messenger RNA, 499 nt
Organism: Nanorana parkeri
Lineage: Eukaryota; Metazoa; Chordata; Amphibia; Anura; Dicroglossidae
Gene: RPL28
Product: ribosomal protein L28
Exons: 5
Coding region: 42-455 (137 amino acids)
Biological process (GO): translation
Cellular component (GO): ribosome; cytosolic large ribosomal subunit
Molecular function (GO): structural constituent of ribosome
Source: RefSeq, a predicted model, not a curated record
UUCCUUUCCUUCUCCUGGCUGAGCGGAGUGAGGUGUCAAAAAUGUCUGCUCAUUUACAGUGGAUGAUCAUCAGGAACUCCUCCAGUUUCCUCAUCAAGAGAAACAAGCAGGUGUACAGCACUGAGCCAAACAAUCUGAAGGCCAGGAACUCCUUUCGCUACAAUGGUCUGAUUCACAAGAAAACAGUCGGUGUCGAGCCUGCUGCUGAUGGAAAGGGAGUCAUUGUGGUCCUGAAAAAGCGUGCUGGCCAGCGCAAACCAGUGUCAUCAUACGAGAAGAUCACAAUUAACAAAAACGCACGUGCCACCCUCAGCAGCUUGCGCCACAUUAUUCGCAAGAAUAACUACAGGAAGGACCUGCGUAUGGCGGCUCUUCGUCGUGCCAGUGCUAUCCUGAGAAGUCAGAAGCCAGUUGUGGUGAAAAAGAAGCGCACCCGGGCUGCCAAGACUGUUUAAUGUUCUAGAAAUAUCAGUAAUUAAAAAUAUUGGAACCAAAAAAA